AUGGAGACCCAUGUAUUUGUUAAUGGAGCAUUGCUUUUCUUAGCUCUUUGGAUAUGGGUUCCCAUAGAAGUCACUUGUGGAACUGGAAAUGCCAGUGUUUCUUCUUCCAAGCCUAGGGUUGUGAAUGUUGGAGCUUUGUUCACAUUGAAGUCAGUUAUUGGGCGAUCGGCUAAGCCGGCGAUCAUAGCUGCAGUUGAAGAUGUUAAUUCUGAUCCAAGCAUUCUAGCAGGGACAGAAUUGAACCUGAUUAUGCAUGACACCAAUUGCAGUGGAUUUUUUGGAACUGUUGAAGCUUUACAGCUGAUGGUGAAUGAUGUGGUUGCUGCAAUUGGUCCACAGUCCUCUGGAAUAGCACAUGUUAUCUCCCAUGUUGUGAGUGAACUUCAUGUUCCACUCCUGUCAUUUGGGGCAACAGACCCCUCCCUAUCAGCUCUGCAGUACCCAUAUUUUCUCCGCACUACACAGAAUGAUUACUUCCAGAUGUAUGCAGUAGCUGAUCUGGUCGAAUAUUAUGGAUGGAGCGAGGUAGUUGCCAUCUUUGUUGAUGAUGAUUAUGGCAGAAAUGGUAUUUCUGUUUUGGGUGAUGCGCUCGCUAAGAAGCGUGCCAAAAUUUCUUACAAGGCUGCUUUUAGUCCCGGAGCCGUAACAAGUGACAUCAAUGACUUGCUAGUUGGAGUAAACCUGAUGGAAUCUCGUGUUUAUGUUGUACAUGUAAACCCUGAUUCUGGUCUUACAGUUUUUUCGAUAGCCAAAAAACUUGGGAUGACGACCAGUGGUUAUGUUUGGAUUGCAACUGAUUGGCUUCCCUCUCUUUUAGAUUCCCUGGAAUCAGUUGAUCCAGACACUAUGGAUCUCUUACAAGGGGUUCUUGCACUUCGUCAUCACACUGCGGAUUCUAAUCUCAAAAAAGGUUUUACCAAUAGAUGGAAAAGUUUAAAAGAUAAGGAAUCAUCGAGCUUCAAUUCUUAUGCACUCUAUGCUUAUGAUUCCGUGUGGUUACUGGCUCACGCUCUUGAUGUUUUCUUCAAAGAAAGUGGAAAUGUCUCUUUCUCCUUUGAUCCCUAUUUGCAAGACACCAAUGGAAGCGCAUUGCACCUAACAGCACUCCGCAAUUUUGAUCAAGGCCAGAAAUUACUCCAGAUACUAACUAGAACAAACUUCACUGGUCUGACUGGUCAAAUUCAAUUUGACUCGGAGAAAAAUUUAAUACAUCCAGCCUUUGAUGUUCUCAACAUUGUUGGAACUGGGUUGCGCAGCAUUGGUUAUUGGUCAAAUUACUCUCAUCUCUCUGUUGUUGCUCCAGAAAUUUUAUAUACGAAACCCCCAAACAUUUCUUCCAGUAAUCAACGUCUUUACAGCGUAAUAUGGCCUGGUGAAACUACAGCAAAGCCUCGGGGAUGGGUGUUUCCCAACAAUGGGAGGCCUUUGCAAAUUGCAGUGCCAUAUCGGAUUAGUUAUAAAGAAUUUGUAACUAAAGGCCAGGAUCCCCCAGGGGUGAGAGGAUACUGCAUUGAUGUCUUUGAAGCAGCAGUGAGCUUGUUGCCUUACCCCGUGCCUCGUACAUACAUACUAUAUGGAAAUGGUCAGAGAAACCCUUUAUAUAGCAAUCUUGUGUAUGAUGUUUCACAGAAUAAAUUUGAUGCAGCUGUUGGAGACAUUACAAUUGUUACAAAUAGGACAAAGAUUGUGGACUUCACACAGCCUUACAUGGAAUCUGGACUUGUCAUAGUUGCUCCUGUCAAACAGAUAAAAUCUAGUCCCUGGGCUUUCCUCAAGCCAUUCACUUGGGAAAUGUGGUGUGUUACUGGGGCAUUUUUUCUUUUCGUGGGAGCCGUUGUUUGGAUUCUGGAGCAUCGGACGAAUCAGGAGUUCCGUGGUACACCAAGGCAACAACUUGUAACAAUCUUUUGGUUUAGCUUCUCAACAAUGUUUUUUGCACACAGAGAGAACACUGUGAGCACUUUGGGACGCAUGGUGCUGAUCUUGUGGCUCUUUGUUGUUCUGAUUAUCAAUUCAAGCUACACUGCCAGUUUGACAUCAAUCCUCACAGUGCAGCAGCUGACUUCACGUAUUCAAGGGAUUGACAGCUUGAUCUCAAGUAACGACCCAAUUGGAGUUCAGGAUGGAUCAUUUGCAUAUAACUAUCUGGUUGAAGAGCUCAACAUUGCAGAGUCAAGGCUCCGGAUACUGAAAAGCCAGGAAGAUUAUGUUAAUUCCCUUAAGCAAGGUCCAAAAGGCGGUGGGGUUGCUGCCAUUGUUGAUGAAUUGCCUUAUGUUGAGCUAUUCUUGUCCAAUGCCGAUUGUGUAUUUAAGGUUGUGGGACAGGAGUUCACGAAGAGCGGAUGGGGAUUUGCGUUUCAGAGGGACUCUCCUCUUGCAGUUGACUUGUCAACUGCUAUCCUUCAACUCUCGGAGAAUGGUGAUCUCCAAAGAAUUCACGAUAAAUGGUUGUCUCGUAAGGCGUGCUCUGCACAGGUAAAUCAAGUGGAUGAUAACCGGCUCUCUCUCAAGAGCUUCUGGGGUCUCUUCCUUAUCUGCGGCAUUGCUUGCUUCGUUUCUCUUGUCUACUUCUUCUAUAGAGUGUGCAUGCAGUACCGUAGAUACAGCCCAGAUGGCGAGGUACAGGACGUUGAGGAGCCUGAAUCUGCAAGGUCAAGUAGACGUACCAAUCGAAAUCCUAGCUUCAAGGACCUAAUUGUUUUUGUUGAUAAGAAAGAAGCUGAGAUAAAGGAGAUACUUAGGCGUAAGAGCAAUGAUACGAAAAGACAAGCUGGCCAGAGCUCAGAUGGGCAGUCUAGCUCACCUCCCUGAGGAAAAUUUGCUUUUCGGCUGGUGUUUUCUUCCAAUGCCCCUUCCCUUGUCAAAGCCUUCUCAAUCUAUGUUCAUGAGGUAAUGAAUCCAUUCCAUGGCUAUGAUAAAGAGUAAGCUAGGGAAGGUAUACUGAAACCAUACCAUGACUAUGAUACAGAGAAGCUUGGUUAGGAGAUCAUUAGUUUGCGUAAUGAAGUGAUGUCUGUGUUUUCAGGAUGUAAGAAGUUAACUCCAAAAUUUUGGGUGAAUUACAAAAUCUAUCACAGAAGAAAAGGAUUCCUUGUGCUUGUUGGCUUCUCUUUCUGACAUUUUUCAUGUGUCACUACAUUAAUAAGAG
Molecule: messenger RNA, 3148 nt
Organism: Ilex paraguariensis (yerba mate)
Lineage: Eukaryota; Viridiplantae; Streptophyta; Magnoliopsida; Aquifoliales; Aquifoliaceae
Source: the annotation of a GenBank genome assembly